CAGUCUAACCUUGUGGAAUGAACACUGGCAGCAGCCAUGGACCUUGAACGCGGCGAACGGGAUGAAUUACAUCGCGCGGGCCCGGAGCCUACACGUUCCAUCUAUGCCCUCACGCGCAGCGAAAUCACGCGAGGUGUGGCCAACCGCUUUGUCCACUCAAGGACCUACAUUUUCUUGUAUCUCGGAAUGGCGGCGCUUUCAGUCACGACAGUCGUUCUUAGCCUGACGGAUGGAUGUCCCGGUCUUGCGUUCUAUAUUCUCGAAUUCAUCAUCAAUACCUCCAUGAUCCUCGAAGUAGGCAUUCGAUUCGUCGCAUUCGGGAGGCAAUUCUGGAAGUCCCCGUUCAAUGUGGUCGAUCUCAUCUUGACCGUGUUCUGUGCCCUGACGCUACUCAUUCUCGCAUUUGCCAAAUGUGGUGCCGUUAGCAAGGAGGAGGAGUUGCUGGAUACUUUCCUGCUUAUUGCCCGGAACGUUCUUCAGUUUGGCCGGCUCGCCGCGGUGAUGCGACAGUCCGGACAGUCCAUAUUUUCCCGGCCGAAGCCGAUCGACAUCAACGCUGCACGAAGAGCAGGGUUCCUCGACUUGGACGUGGAAAGCGAGGAGGACGAUGAUGCAGAAUUAGCACGCCCAUUAAUCCGGAAUCCCGUACUCUUCGACUCCUCAAACAAUUCGAAUACCCCGAUGCCACGUGCUGAGCAAGCUGUUCGAGACCGUGACACUGAAGACGUCUGGGCUGAGUUGGGGUAAACGGUGGUCUUAAUCAGAUUUUCCGCUUUUCCUAUAUGUCAUUGUCAUAAUCACUUGCAACGACGCCGUUGUUGACACUGUGCAUAUGAAGGAAGGGCUGCCCAGGGCUGCCCUGUUGCGAUGCUGUGGGGACAAGACUGCGCGUUGUCCUCGUCGCCUAAAUCCGUGAAACCGUCCUCUUGGCGAUGGUAAAACUUUGAUGAGGUCGCUUAGUGCAAGCGAACGGGUACGGGGCGGCGGGGGAGCGGCGCGGUGCCCUGACUGUCCGCACCCGGCGCACGUUGCGUUCGUCCUGCACGGUUGGGAGGGACAAUCGAGGGACGAGUUCAAAAUGAAUCCAUGAAGAGAGUAAUGGCAUGUGUCACAAUCCUGGGAUUUUGCCAUCGCGAAAGGGUUCAUUUGAGCCGAAUUGGUAUUCUGCCAGCCUGAUGCGGAGACUUUGAAUCACGGA
Messenger RNA from Mycena citricolor, 1198 nucleotides. The record is from the annotation of a GenBank genome assembly. NCBI's taxonomy places the organism in Eukaryota, Fungi, Basidiomycota, Agaricomycetes, Agaricales, Mycenaceae.